GUACACUUCGCUCGCUCGCUCUCAGGGGCGCAGGAAAUUCCCGAAAUCUUCGAUUUGGUGCUGGACGAGCUCGAGCUCUCUUCGUGCUUCUCGAGAGUGCGAGAAUGUCUCAAGAGGAGGAGAAUGUUGCGAGUGACAGCGACGGGCCUCCCGAGCAAAAUCAAAAUGAAGACGACGAAGGGGGCGUCAUUUUUAUUCUGGAGAAAGCUUCUUUGGAGGCCGGCAAAGUCGGCAAGAAUUAUCAACUUUUGAACUGUGACGACCAUGGGAACUUUCUCCGGAAGCACAAGCGCGAUCCUGCACAGUAUCGCCCCGAUAUUGUCCAUCAGGCACUACUUGCGAUUCUCGACAGUCCACUUAAUAAAGCCGGCCGAUUGAAAGCCCUCUAUGUGAAGACGGACAAGAAUGUGCUGAUUCAGGUCAAUCCGCACAUUCGCAUACCACGUACCUUCAAGCGCUUCUGCGGUCUCAUGGUCCAGCUUCUUCAAAAAUUAAGCAUUCGGGCAACAAAUGGAAGCGAUAAAUUAUUGCGAGUUGUGAAGCAGCCAGUCACUAGGCAUCUUCCUGUUGGUGCCAGACGAGUAGGGAUGUCAUUCAGUGCGCCUAAGGUUGUACAGUUGAAAGAUUACGUGGCUGCUGCUGGACUUAAGAGCACCACCAUAUUUGUUGUUGGGGCCAUGGCCCACGGCAAAAUAGAAGCUGACUAUCUGGACGACUUCGUUGCCGUCUCGGAGUUUCCCUUGAGUGCAGCUUGUUGCAUUGGACGAAUUUGUAAUGCCUUGGAGCUUCAAUGGGGUAUACUGUGAGGUCCGGAAAGUAAUUUAGGAGUAAAUCAAUUUUGUAACGAUGUUGAGUUAGGAUCUUAGUCGUCACCACGCAAUUGUUGAAAGUGGAAUGAGAAAGAAUGUUGGAAUGCUCAACGAGUUAUGGCAUAAGAAUGCCAAUUAUAACGUCAAAGCCCACACAAGACCGCUCUUGCUUGUGCUCGUAAGGUAAUCAUCUGCCUGGCGUUCAGUUUUCUGGGAAGAAAAAUUCAAUGCCAACCUGGCAGGUGGCAGGUGGGAUCACUGAGGUCGAGUUGUUAGUACAUUACGUAGGCCUGAGAUCUCUGUAUAUUUUAGCAGUUCACAAUUCUUAUUAUAGGUGCAUGCUUCACAGCCCAGUCUAGGCAUUUAGGCUUGCAGGUGGUUCAAGAAUCAACUAUGUAGCCGACCACUUGGGAGAACAUUCCGAAGUAUGUGGUGUGGUUUAUUGAACAUGUCAGCGUUGGAUCGGUGGCAAAGGGAGUGAAGCUUCUAAUAAAGCGGAAAAAAAGUUCACCUCAUAAAAAA
This is a messenger RNA of Marchantia polymorpha subsp. ruderalis, 1331 nucleotides long. Lineage: Eukaryota; Viridiplantae; Streptophyta; Marchantiopsida; Marchantiales; Marchantiaceae. The record is from the annotation of a GenBank genome assembly.